UUAGACCAACGCAUGAAAAUUCAUUGAGACGAAGCUCAAGGCAGCUUUUACAACACAAAUAUAACAAAAUAGGAGACCUAGCAAGAAUGAAGAUGGGAAACAUAACUUAUAAAUGUUACAGCGUGCGCGUCAAAGGCAAAAAUAAGGUGCAAAUCAACAAAGGUUGUGUGGCAAUGCGACCGGAACAGAACGCUUGUGCUCUAUUGGCAGACAAGUACGGCGCAGAGGCUUUAGAAGGCUGCCAAGUGUGCUUGGAGGGGAAAUGUAACCGUAGCUAUGGAAAUGCGUUGAGGUAUUCAGCGAAGAUCUGGACGUUAACUAUGUUAAUUGCCUCUGCUGAUUACCUUGAAUGUUAUGUUUGCGAAGAUUGCGAGGAGAAUGAAGGACACUUCGAAUACUGUCCACCGCUGGAGGAUAUUCCGACAAUAGCGCAGUUGAUGCCAGAAAUUGCACAGGGAAUUGAAAUAGGCUCACUGGCACCAACCGCGGAGGCAGCGCUAGGCACAACGUCCCAAGGAUUCAACUCUCCAGAUAUCACUCUAGAUUUAGAGCAAUUUGCAACUGAAGACAUCACUACUGUUGUAACGCCACUUCAAACCGCAACAUCAGCAGCAGCAGCAACGCGACCUACUUCAGAAAAUAUAACACAAGCCACAAUCGCUGUAACAGAAAGUGAUCACACCACUUGGGUCAAUUUGACUAAUACAGGCAAUGCGUCUAUAACAAAUGAGCUGGGUCUAAUAGGAACUGUCGGAGAAAGUCUGUCCAACUUAACAGUCACGCAAGCGCAAAAUCUUAAUUUGAAUGCAACCAACGGACUGAUACUGGCAGGUGCAACUUUAAGCAAUAUUACAACCAACGAAAGGCCGAAUGCUACAGCACAAACAGUGCUCACUGGCGAAAACACAGCAUACACAGAAGGAUCUUACAAUUUCGUUGGUCUCACGAAUCAAAGUUCAGUAUUCAACGCUUCCAACGAGACCAAUAUGCUAGGAAUGGUAGAAACUGCUAAUUUAAGUUCGGUCAAUACUACAACCUCCGACCAAUAUCCGGUACCGACUACAGGAAUCACGGGGCUUAAUACUACAGCUCCCGGAAGACCAAAUUCUACAGAGCAAAUAGGGGUCCCUAGUGGGAACACUACAUUGGUGGAAGGAUCUAACGAUUUCGUUGGACUUACGAAUCAAAGUUCUUUAAUCAGCGCUUCUAACGAGACCAAUAUUCCGGGACUGGCAGAAACUGCUGAUCUAAGUUCGGAAAAUACUUCCUACGAAAAUGCUGUACCGCCUACUGAAGUCAUUGGACUCAAUACUAGUACAACCCUAGGAGGCUCAAACGCUACACAGCAAAUAGGACUCACUAGUGGGAACACUACAUUGAUGGGAGGAUCUAACGAUUUUGUUGGACUUACGAAUCAAAGCUCAGUAAUCAAUGCAUCUAACGGGACCAAUAUGCUGGGGCUGACAGAAACUGCUGAUCUAAGUUCGGCACCCACUACAGGACUCAAGGGGCUUAAUACUACAACUCCCGGAAGACUAAAUGCUACACAACAAAUAGGGCCCGCUAGUGGGAACACUACAUUGGUGGAAGGAUCUAACGACUUCGUUGGACUUACGAAUCAAAGUUCAGCAAUCAACGCUUCUGAAGAGAGUAAUUUUCUGGGAUUUGUAGAAACUGCUGAUCUAAGCUCGGUCAAUACUACAACCUCCGACCAAUAUCCUGCACCGACUACAGGAAUCACUGGGCUUAAUACUACAACUCCCGGAACACCAAAUGCUACAGAGCAAAUAGGGCCCACUAGUGGGAACACAACCAUCGUGGAAGGAGUUGACGAUUUCGUUGGACUUACGAAUCAAAGCUCUUUAAUCAGCGCUUCUGGCGAGACCAAUAUUCCAGGACUGGCAGAAUCUGCUGAUCUAAGUUCGGCAAAUACUUACUACGAAAAUGCCGUACCGACUACAGGAAUCAGUGGACUUAAUACUAGUACAAUCCUAGGAAGUCCAAACGCUACACAGCAAAUAGGACUCACUAGUGGGACCACUUCAUUGGUGGAAGGAUCUAACGAUUUCGUUGGACUUACGAAUCAAAGUUCAGAAAUCAACGUUUCUAACGAGACCAAUAUUCUGGGACUGGCAGAAACUGCUGACCUAAGUUCGGCACCCACUACAGGACUCACUGCACUCAAUACUACAACUCCCGAGAGACCAAGCGCUAUCCAGCAAACAGGACUCAUAAAUCAAAAUUCAGUAUUUAACGCUUCUAACGAGACUAAUUUUCUGGGACUGGUAGAAACUCCUGAUCUAAGUUCGGUCAAUACUACAACCUCCGAACAGUAUCCUGCACCGACUACAGGAAUCACUGUACUCAAUACUAGUACAACCCUAGGAAGUCCAAACGCUACACAGCAAAUAGGACUCACUAGUGGAACCACUAUAUUGGGGGAAGAAUCUAACGAUUUCGUUGGGCUUACGAAUGAAAGUUCAGUAUUCAGCGCUUCUAACGAGACCUAUAUUCUGGGACUGGUAGGAACUGCUAAUCUAAAUUCGGUCAAUAUUACAACCUCCGGCCAAUAUCAUGCACUGACUACAGGAAUCACUGGACUUAAUACUUCAACUCCCGGAAGACCGAACGCUGCACAGCAAACAGGGAACUCAACAGUGGUGGAAGGAUCUAACGAUUUCGUUGCACCUGCGAAUCAAAGUUCAUUAAUCAGCGCUUCUAACGAGGCCAAUAUUCCGGGGCUGUCAGAAACUGCUGAUCUAAGUUCGGCAAAUAUUCCCUACGCAAAUGCUGCACCGACCACAGGAAUCACUAGACUCAAUAUUACAACCCCCGGAAGACCCAACGCUACACAGCAAACAGGAAUUGCUAGUGGGAACAUAACAUUGGUGGAAGAAUCUAACGAUUUCGUUGGACUUACAAAUGAAAGUUCAGUAUUCAACGCUUCUAACGAGACUUAUAAUCUAAAUUCGAUCAAUACUACAACCUCCGACCAAUAUCCUGCACUGACUCUAGGAAUCACUGGACUCAAUACUACAACCCCCGGAAGACCUAACGCUACACAGCAAACAGGGAACUUAACAGUGGUGGAAGGAUCUAACGAUUUCGUUGGACUUACGAAUCAAAGUUCAUUAAUCAGCGCUUCUAACGAGACCAAUAUUCCGGGACUGGCCGAAACUUCUGAUCUUAGUUCGGCAAAUGCUCCCUACCAAAAUGCUUCACCGACUACAGGACUUACUGGCGAGAACGUUAUAUUAGUUGAAGGAUCUAACGAUGAGAGAGUAAUUAGACCAACGCAUGAAAAUUCAUUGAGACGAAGCUCAAGGCAGCUUUUACAACACAAAUAUAACAAAAUAGGAGACCUAGCAAGAAUGAAGAUGGGAAACAUAACUUAUAAAUGUUACAGCGUGCGCGUCAAAGGCAAAAAUAAGGUGCAAAUCAACAAAGGUUGUGUGGCAAUGCGACCGGAACAGAACGCUUGUGCUCUAUUGGCAGACAAGUACGGCGCAGAGGCUUUAGAAGGCUGCCAAGUGUGCUUGGAGGGGAAAUGUAACCGUAGCUAUGGAAAUGCGUUGAGGUAUUCAGCGAAGAUCUGGACGUUAACUAUGUCAAUUGGUUGGCUGAUUGGCGCGGUUAUGAAUUGCCUUUUUUCAAAUAGCUGUACACCAGCUUAA
Rhagoletis zephyria (snowberry fruit fly) is the source of this 3674-nucleotide messenger RNA. RefSeq names its product nuclear pore complex protein DDB_G0274915-like. The record is from RefSeq and is a predicted model, not a curated record. Lineage: Eukaryota; Metazoa; Arthropoda; Insecta; Diptera; Tephritidae.